Messenger RNA from Triticum dicoccoides, 729 nucleotides. Its product is annotated as UDP-glycosyltransferase 73C5-like. The record is from RefSeq and is a predicted model, not a curated record. The transcript is spliced from 2 exons. Bases 1 to 729 code for a protein of 242 amino acids. Gene Ontology annotation, molecular function: UDP-glucosyltransferase activity. NCBI's taxonomy places the organism in Eukaryota, Viridiplantae, Streptophyta, Magnoliopsida, Poales, Poaceae.
AUGACCCCCAUUAGGAUGGUAUUCCCUAUCAGGAGAGCAUUCACUUGCAACGUCUGUCCUCCAACGACCCUAGAGAAGUCUGCUAUUUCAUGUUCGUCGCAACCAGACAUGAUUUGCCUGAACAUGAGUACACACAAGAAGAAAAUUAACAAGAUCAGCAUUAGGCGGGCCAUCAAGGGGGCCAAUGACGAGGCCGCCGUGAGGGCGCUGCUCAACGACGAAGAGAGGGGCCUCCUGGUGCGAGGGUGGGCGCCGCAGGUGGCCAUCUUGUCGCAGCCGGCGGUGGGCGGUUUCCUGACGCACUGCGACUGGAACGCGGCGCUGGAGGACGUCACCCACGGCCUGCAGACGCUAACAUGGCCGUGCUUCACCGACCAGUUCUGCAACGAGAAGCUGCUGGUGGACGAGCUCGGCGUCGGCGUCAGGUCCGGCGCCAAGGUCCCCGCCAUGUACCUCCCCGAGGAGGCCGAGGGGGUGCAGGUGACGCGCAGCGACGUGGAGAGGGCCAUCACCGAGCUGAUGGAGGGGGCGGCGGAACGGAGGUCCAGGGCGAGGGAGAUCGCCGCGGAGGCGCGAGCGGCAAUGGAGGAAGGCGGUUCGUCCUACUCCGACCUGCCAUACAUGAUCUGCCACAUCUCGGAGCUGUCGAGGAAGAGGAGCCACGAGGGGGAGGCGGCACGAGCUCAACCACCCAUGGUGCUGCACUGUCGCUACAGUCCUAAGCUGUAG